Messenger RNA from Ambispora leptoticha, 865 nucleotides. The record is from the annotation of a GenBank genome assembly. NCBI's taxonomy places the organism in Eukaryota, Fungi, Glomeromycota, Glomeromycetes, Archaeosporales, Ambisporaceae.
GUAGCAAGAAACCGGUUUAUUAUUGUUGCCCUUGGAGCUUUCUUAAUCACUAUUUCUAUAACAGCACUUGUCUUGUCAUUGACGAAUAUUUCAUACGCUCGAAAAAAUAAACGUAAUGUGAUUCUCUUGAUUUCUGAUGGUUUUGGACCUGCCUCGCAAACCUUUGGACGUUCUUACUAUCAAUUUGUUAAUGAUCUCCCGUGGAAUCAUACGACUUCGCUUGACAAACUUCUUGUGGGAUCGUCGCGUACACGAUCUUCUAAUAGCUUGGUUACUGAUUCUGCGGCCGGUGCUACGGCUUUUUCGUGUGCUUUAAAGACGUAUAAUGCUGCGAUAGGAGUUGAUCCCGAUCAACAACCGUGCGGCACAAUUUUAGAGUCAGCUAAAGCGAAAGACAUGGUUACCGGUUUGGUCGUAACUAGUCGUAUUACUCAUGCGACUCCCGCCUCGUUUUCUGCGCACGUAAUUCAACGGAACAUGGAAUCUGAAAUCGCAGUGCAACAAAUCGGCGAUUAUCCGCUUGGCAGACAGGUCGACUUGAUGUUUGGAGGUGGUCGAUGCUUCUUUCUCGGAAAUUCCACAGAUGGUAGCUGCCGAACCGAUAGUCGUGACGUAAUAUCCGAUGCGAAAAAACGAUUCCAUUAUUUGAGUACACGAAAAGAAUUCGAGAAUAUCGAGAUAAAAAAGGACAGCCUUCCGAUCAUGGGACUUUUCACACUUGAUCAUAUGUCUUAUGAAAUUGACCGGGAUCCAGCAGUUGAACCAUCAUUGAAAGAAAUGUCUGUAAAAGCACUUGAACUGCUUACAAAGGCUACAGAAAAUUCGGAUGAAGGAUUCUUUUUGAUGAUCGAGGGAAGCAGAAUUG